AUGUCAACAACAGAGAGCAACAACAUUAACAUUAGUAACACACCAAUGACGACACAACAACCAUCUGUAUAUUGUUCAUUGUCACCAUUGUUGUUAAAGAACACACAUAUAGAUAGUCAUACAACAAUAGUGAUCAUUGAUGUACUUCGAGCAACUUCGACUAUUGCCACUGCACUAUCAUCAGGUGCCACGCGUGUAAAGGCAGUGGCCGAGGUGUCCGAGUGUAUAGAGCUGGUCAAACAACUUGGCGAAGACCGCGCCAUCGCAGCCGGUGAGCGAGAGGGUCGUGUGGCGCCAGGACUGCUACACGGCAACUCGCCACUCGAGUAUCCCGCGGAACUUGUUCGCGACAAGACUCUAGUGCUGACCACAACCAAUGGCACCAAGUUGCUGACGAUGGCCAUUGCCCAUGGACCAGGCGAGAUCCUGACGGGCGCCUUUGUUAACCUUUCCGCGGUAGUAUCACACCUCAUUGCCAAACGCAACAACGUGGUGUUGGCAUGUGCAGGUUGGCGCGACGCCAUGUGUCUCGAGGACACGAUGUUCGCGGGUGCCGUGAUCAAUGCCCUUCGUAGUUCCAACAUUGGAUUCAACAUCCAAUGUGACUCUGCACAAGCCGCCGAGUCAAUAUAUCUUGCGGCAAUGGGAGUAGCCAUGUCUUCAACCAAUCCAAUAUAUCAAUAUCUCCAAGUAGCCGAACACUUCAAACGACUUUCCAAACUUGGCUGCGACAAAGACCUUGAGUACUGUCUAUCCCUGGACCGCGUAUCAGUAUUGCCAAUAUUGAAUUCGAAUGAUGGAUAUCUGUAUCCACAUUAA
Molecule: messenger RNA, 819 nt
Organism: Acytostelium subglobosum LB1
Lineage: Eukaryota; Evosea; Eumycetozoa; Acytosteliales; Acytosteliaceae
Exons: 2
Coding region: 1-819 (272 amino acids)
Molecular function (GO): sulfopyruvate decarboxylase activity; magnesium ion binding; 2-phosphosulfolactate phosphatase activity
Source: RefSeq, a predicted model, not a curated record